AAAAGUCCCAAUAAUCUGAAGGCAGUGAAGGACAGUCGCUAAAAAUGAAGGUUACAUAAUUUAAAUUUAAAAAAAAAAUAAUAAUUGUCUUAUAACUUUUAUUAUUAUUCACAAACCUAGUCUGAAUACAAAAAAAAGUAAAAAAGACCGAGAUUUCAAUCUGCAACCUGUAAUAUUUUUUAAAAAGCUAAAUUAUAUGAUUGGGCUUGGGCUUGGGAUACAUACAACUUUGACUUUACUUUUACUUAUAAUUAUUAUAAAUUUAUAUGGUAAAAAAACCCACUCGGGGUCUCAAUAAUAUAAAUCAAUUUUUAAAAUAUAUUCCUCUACAUAAUAUGCUAAGUCUAAGGCGUGUAAAUGUAAGUUUCAACAAUAAUUAUUCUAAUUAAUUUUGGUUUUAAAGCUACUUACUAGGUUCAAUACUUACACUUGAGUAGGCAUAUAUUACAGGCUAAAUCAAUAAAAAUAUUAAGUUUUUAAUUUACCCCAUCAAGUUUGCCUCAAUCACUUAUUAAUUUUUAUUUUCAAAUAUUUUGAAAACGUUAUAUUUUCCAUUUACAGAUUUCCACAAUAAAAUGUAAUUAAUUAGUGGUGUAAUUAACCAGAAGCAAUGGGAAAUGCAUGGGAAAUACCAGUGAGUGACUGCAGCAGGGAUACCAGGGAUUCUGUGUACACAGAUCCCACUUAUAAUUCACAACUGAAAAUUGCAAUUAAUGAAAUGUUUGUGGAAUUCAUUAGAAUAGAAAAUGUGAUACAUGUGUUUCACAAGUAUAAUCUCAGAGUUCUGACAGAGGAGGAUAAAGUAAGUAUUUCAUUAUUUAAAAAAAAAAAUAUUAUUGCAGCACUUUGGCAGAAAAAAUAUGUUAAUAUGUAGGCUUUAAGAUAAGUUUUUUAAAAAUAAUUUGCCUACAUUAUUUAAUCCCUAGAUAUUUCAUUACAUUCUUUUUGGCACUUUGCACUAAAAAAAAAAAAAAAAAAACAAAUAAAAAUAAUAAAAAAUAUAAACAAAUUAAAAAAAAAAGACAAUUAAAUUUUUCAAAAAAAAAAAAUUAAGAUAAAUUUUUUAAAAAUAAUUUUCCUAAAUUAUUUAAUCCCUAAAAAUUUCAUUAAAUUUUUUUUGGCACUUUGCAAUAAAAAAAAAAAAAAGAAAUCAGAUAAAAAUGAUUAGAAAUAUAAACUAAUUCAAAGAAACAGGCUAUUUACUUUUUCAAAAAUAAAAACAUUUAGGAAAUAUUAUCUAAAAUACUUCUUACUGUCAUUAUCUAUCAAAAUGAAUUAAUUCACCAAGAAUUUCACAAAGUUAUUAUAAAUAGCAAAAUUAGAUGUGUAUAGUGUGUUACAGUGUAUAAUUCUUAUUUUUAUUUAUAUUUUAUUUUACCCUUUUACUUUUAGAUUUCCAAAUUACCUUAUACCUUGUACUAAUAAUAUUAAUAAAACAAUUUAAAGUUUAUAGGGACAAUAGACUUUUCUUAUAUGAAUAUUGCAACAAACCAGAUUUUUUAAACUUAAAAAUUAAUCAAUGUACUGGUACUAAACAUAUUAAAAAUAUUGAAAAUUUUAUUUUAUUAUUUUGUUUAAAAUGGGCCAACUCCAUUAAUUAUUUGAUUUUGUUAAACUUUUUAAUAUCUAAGUUAUAUUAAAUUGAUGUAGUAGAUGAAAAUAUUUAUUAAUAUUAAUUAAUUUCAGUAGUGGUCAAUAGUUUAUUUUGUAUCCGCAUUUCUUUUACAGGAAAAAAUUACUAUAACAGAUGGAGAUAGAGAGAGAAGCAGGGAACUGUUAACUCGUCUUGCCAUGUAUGAGAAUUGGUUUAACUGUUUACUAGAUGUUCUUGAAGAUGAAAAUGUUAAAUUAACACAUGUGGCAAGUGCUUUUCGGAACAAGAGAGGUAGCCUAAUUAGUUAAAUACUGCUAAAUCAUAUUUUGUGCUUAUUUUUAUUUAAUUAAUUGGCCCCUUACUGGUUUAGGGCCACAUGAAUGAUGUGCAUUUAACUGUGAAAAGUUAAUAAAAGGCAAUGAAAAACCAAGUUUUUUAAAGCUAUACUUUUGCCCUAGUUUUUUUAAAGUCACAUUGACUUUGCCUCCACUGAUUUGUUCUGUACAAAUCUCUUCAAAUAUCUAAGCAUUCUUUUUGAUUCUUCCUUAAUCUCAAUAUAAGUUACAUGCUUUCAAAUCAAAACUGAGCAUUUGUAGCAGAAGAAUUUUCAAAGGAAGGGUUUUACAAUAGGUGCAAGGCCAGAUUACGGUCAUUGGGUGCCAUAAGCAAUUUUGGUAUCCCAAUUUAAAACUUAAAUGUUCUAAAGAAAACGGUCACAAAAGACUUUAGAUAGAAUAAGUAUGUUUAUUAUAUACUUCUACUUAAUAAUUUUGUUAAAAAAAUUUUUGGAAAGAAUUUGGAACAUGGAAAUAAUAGAAACAGACUUUUUUUUUUGCACUGAAUUUUUUUGAAAUAGUAUAAUUAAUUAUUUUGAUAUGGAAAAAACACCUUAAUCAUUUAAUUGGUUAUAAAAUAUGAUUAUUAUUUUAUUUCAAGUCAAAAUGUGAUUUGUUGACUUACACAAAUAAAACAAGUCUACUAAAUUUAUUAGUGAAAUUACUGUUUUGAAGAUCUGAAAUGUUAAAAUAAGUCAUACAAUUUUUCGAAGCUCAAGUCUUUUUUAUUUUGUAUUUUUCAGAUGAUUUAAAUGAAAAAUGGUUACAGGAACCUGAAAUUGAGGUCAGAAAUACUUAUUUAUAAUUUAUUGAAAUAUAAAUUUCAUAAUAAUAGUCAUAAAAGUUUACUUUUUUGGUGCAUCAUACAUGGUGUUCUUACUGAAUCAUUUUCAUGAGAAAAUUAAGUCCUUAUUUUUACAUUUAAAUGAGAAUCCUAAAAGUAAAUUCCAUUUGUGUUUAGGUUUCAAUAAAAAAGUUUUUUAAAAAACAAAACAUAUUUUCUUAUUUGAAGAAAUUAAUGGGUUUUUUCAAAACUCCAUUAAAAACAUAAAUGAAAGCCAAGUUAAUCUUUUUAAAACAAAAACACUAACGAUUUAAAACAAUUUUCAAUAAUAUUUCAGCAAGAUGAUUGUCAAGUGCUGAAAAAAGGUAUUUUGUAUGCAUUUAUAUUUCAUUACAGAAAUGCUUCUAAUUAUUUAUCAGUUUCAUUGAGCAACUGAAUUAGUUGGCUAUUACUCCUAAAUGAAAUGCAAUCUUCAACAGAAAAUUAGAAAGCAUUCAUUCUAUACUAAAAUAAAAAAGGAAACUAAAACAGUUUUUCUUUCUUUGCAAUUAAAAAGUCCCCAUUUCACUGUAAUUUUUUUGCAUUAAUUAUAAGCAAUAAAAGACUUUAAAUCUGUGAAUAAUUUUAUUUAUGUAAUCAAAGAGGACAGAGCACCUAGUAGUCUUAUCAAGGAAAAUCAACGCCUCAAAAUAAAGCUUGGUAUGUGGUUGUUUUAAAAUUUAUUUUUCUACGUCACUUUUAUUACUUUAUGAGUUUGAGUGUUAUUAAGUCUAUUCAUACUAUAGAUCAUAACCAGGACAAAUAGUUUAAUAAAAUUAAAAUAAACUUUGAAAAAACAAGCCAAACAAAUAAAUAAAAAAUGGGUUUAAAGUUAUUUUUGAAAUGUGAAUAAAACACAAAAAGGAUUAGACUAUUUUCAUUCAAAUAUAUUCACAGAGAAAGAAGAAGGAUCACACACACAAGAAAAAAAGCUAUAUAAAAAAUGUGAAGAACAGUUAAAUAAUUUAAAAUCAGGUAAGAAAACUCUUUUAAUUUUUUCAAGUUCAGUAAUCUAUUUUAAAAUUCUCAGUGUGUAUUCUUUUGAUUCUCUUCUAACUAAUAUACUUUUCAUCAUUUAGUCAUCAUGCUAAAAUUAUUGUUGAGUAACAUUGCAUCGGAUUUCAUGAUUGAAUUUCAGUUAUUCUAGCAUUCCACUAAGAUUAAUUACAUUUAAUUUCUUUUUUUUAAUUUUUUUAUUUGACAAUUAUCAUUUGAAUCAACCCAUAGUAGUAUUUAUAUAUGUUGAUAAAACCAUAACUUAAAAUAUCUAUAUCAAUCAAUUACUGUUGCUAUAAAGUGUUUUAUAUCAAUAUUUUACAUAGAUCAAGCUACUAUCAAUAAAAUUCGUAUGGAAGAAAAAAACAACCUUGAAACAAAGCUAAGUAUGUUCAUACUUUUCUUUGAUUUAAUGCCAUUCAUAAAUGUGUCACACUAGUUUCAUAACUAGUUUCAUUCCCCUUUUUUUUGUUGCAACAACACAUAUUUAUAAUUUAUUACACAAUUUACAAUUUAAACACACUCAUAAUAGAUUGACAUAAAUAUGUGACCCCUUUAGGUGUGUAACAUCAUUUAGGGGUCUAUAGAUGGCCUGUAAGUGCAAAGUGCUAAAAUGAAAUUAUCUCAAAUACUUUUACAUUUAGUUCAGCUGUAAUUUACUUUUCUAGACAAAUGAUUAUUUUAAUCCUUAAAACUAUUUUCUGAUGGCUAUUUUCUCUGAAGCCUUCAUCCAUUGCCAAAGCUGAUAAAAGUAAAAUAUGGCUUUGAUUAUUUAAUUAUUAAGUCUCUCUCUCGCCUAAUACUAAUAUCAUUUUUACUCUAAUAAACAACAUUAUUUAAACUUAAUAAAAUUAUUUAUAUUUAUUUGUACUGACUCGUCAUAUUUAUUUGUAUAUGAAAUUUUAAGAUUUCCAUUUUUUAAUCUUUUGGCAGAACUUUUAAAACAAGACUAUGAGCAUGAGAAAAAAGUUCGCACGGAAACUGAAGCUAAGAUGAUGGAAGGUGUGAGAUGACAAAAAUAAAUUAGAUAGGAAAUUUUAGUAAUGAUAAAGGAGUUAUGAAAUAUUUUUUAAUGCCAAAAUUAUUUAAAAGAUAAACCCUAUGUCUGUAAAUCUGUUAUAUUUCUUGUCUUAAAAUACAUUUAUAAAAACUUAUCAAUAACAUACACUGCUGUUUAAAACAUGGUAGAUGAAAAAAUUAUGGUCGCUUUUGAUAGGAAAACUAAGGAACAACUAACUCUUUGGUAUUUAUCUACCUCUGUUAAUUUUACUUAGGAGUUUCUAAAAAUGAUGUGUCACAGAGUUUAGAAAAGCUGAGGCAGGAAUCAGGUAAGCCUAACUGAUAAUUUAUGGGAAGUCAGCCAUAUCAAUUAUGAAUAUUUUAAUAAAUAAUUUAAUUUCCCUUCAUUAAUUUGUUCAAAAAUAGAAGAUAUGACAGGGUCUUUACCUUUAUGAAAGGCCUAUUGCAUUACUUCCCACUUGCUUAUGCGCAGUAUCAACAUCUAAAACCCAUUUUUAAUGAAUGUAACUGAAUUGAGUUUUAACCACACAAAAAAAAUUUGGACACUUUUCCAAGACUUUCACAUUUAUAUUUAAGAAAUUGUACAUCAGACUUUAUUUAAUAAAAAUUUUUUAUCUAUGUCUAGAUGUUAAAAUUUCUAACAUCAUUGGGUUUGAGAAUUGUUAUUUUAGACAUAUAUAUGUAGGCCUACCCAACCAUUUUUCUCACCCUGAACAUUUAAAAAAUUGUUAAACAACUUAUAUGUCUUUAAAUUAAAAAAAAAAAUAGCAGCAUUAAUAAAAUUAUAACCUUGAUAGGUAGGCCUAUGCCACUGCUAAUUUUUUGCACACCCCUGAUCUCUUUUUAAUAUUAUGAUCAUAUCCCAUUUCAUAUGCUGAUCUAUUUUAAAUUUCUAAGGUCCGUCUCCCCAAGUUGACCACGCAAUGAAAUGCAUUUUCUUUAAAAAAAUAGUUCCAAGCACAUUUCCGUAUGUUUAAAAGAAUAUGAUAAAUUAUUUUAAAACUAAAAUUCAAAAAUGCAACAUAAUCGUGUAUUUGGCUAUUAUGUAUAGGGGCCGAUAUAUAUAUAUUUAUAAUAAUAAUAAAGUUUAUUUGAAAAACACGCUUCAUCCCCAAACGCUCGAAGCCUGGUACAAAGUCAACCAUAUUAAAAAGAGAAAUAAAAACGAUCUAAAAUUUACCACAUUUAAAAACAGACGCAACAAUAUAAAGCUACAUACGAGCAUACCCAGUCUAAGUCUUUCAUCCCGUUUCAACCAUAAGCAACACAAGCCAAUAAUACAUUAACUGAAAAAGAUGGUAGAUAGCAUCACCCCAGAAGGUGUUUGCGAAAUAGAUGUGUUUUUAAAUCGGUUUUAAAGAUAUAUAACAUCAUAUUUAGAUCAAUACUAUAGGUAUCAUUAUAACAAACAAAAAAUAUUAUCCAACAAAUACAGUUGGAGGUAUUUUUAAAAAUCCCAUUUAGUGCAGCUAUAGGGACUUUAUUUUGGUUGCCUAUAGAGCAGAGAGUAAAAAUAUAUAUAUUAUCAUAUUUUAAAAGCCCAUCUGACUCAAUUUUUAACUGGAGUAUUUCGGGAAAAUAUUUAACAUGGCUUCAUUUAAAAAUGUAUAACAAAUGGUUGGAUAUUGGAAUAUGAUAACUUUGAAUAAAGUAAUAAAGAGUAAUAGAAAAAACAAUGUAAAAUGAAUAAGUAUAAUGUUGUUAUCCAUGCUCUUGAUUUGUAAAUAACUUAAAAGUAAGCCUUAAGAAGUUUAAAGAGAUUUUAAUAUCUUUCUUAAUUUAACUUUCACAAAUUCAUGUUACAGAAAAUAAGAUUGUUAAAAAUAAUUGUGUAUCCAGGCUACUGUCAUCUUUUAUCAGUUUUACAUCAAUUCUAUAAAUGUUUGUAAUUUAUUAUUUGGAUUUUUUUUUUCGUUUAAAGCAGAACAAUAAUUCAAUUCAUUUACUGCAAAAGAUAUAACAUUUAUCUCUUCCCUAAAUUAGAAAAGUUAAGAAGAGAUUAUGACAAUGAGAGAGAAUCCCGGGAAGAUUUGGAAUCCAAGAUAAAAGUUGCAGAGGCAGGUAAAAGCAUUGUCUAUACCAUAAAGGGCACAGAUUAUCAUUAAGUUUUUAAAAACAUUGAUAAUAAUAAACAAUUUUAUUUAACCUUUUCAAUUUAUCUGCAGCCUUGAUAACAAAUCAAAUCCAACAUUUUUGUGUAAAUUUAACAGUCAUUUACAAUUAGAAAAAAAAAAAAAAACCUAUUUGCGUAAAAAUAUGAAAAACUUUCUAGGGGGGGGGGGCAAAAAAAAUCAAUUAACUUUUCAGGGGGGGGGGGGAAUUUUUUAGUAAUGUUUUAAUAUAGUUUUAAUUUACUGUAGCGUAUUUGUAAGGUGAACGAACGGACAGGACAUCAGCUUAGAUACUUUCUCUUUAUUUUCUCUUUACUUUAAUAAAUUUUUUGUCUAUUUCUGUCUAAAAUUUUUUUAUCCAAUCAAUCCAGGGAAGGGCAAGUGCCCCCCCUUGCCCCGCCCGCUGCGGGGGCCCAUGUUCAUGGCUAUGAUUACUAGUUUAUUAAUGUUAAGCUCAUAAUGUAGUGUUAGUUAUAUUAAUAAUAAUUUGAAAAACCUCCUCAGAGAAAUUAGAGAUGAAGCACGCCUUAGAGCAGGAACAUCAAGAAAAAUUAGAUGCAUUAAAAAAAGGUCAGUAUUUAGACAUUUAAAUUAUUGAAUGUCAUAUAUUUAGUUAUGUUAUGGCCCAUGAUGACCUAAUCAUAAUGACAUUUACAAACAGAUGCACAACACAGUCAUUUUCAGCAGCACUGUCUCUGAGUCAUUUCCAGUCAGGAGCGGUUGAUUGAUUAUAUUCGUCAAGUUCUUUUCACACGUUGAAUGCUUUGUACUAUUCCUACUAUCACUGAACAAAUUCAACUCCUUUUCUUAAUAAUUAUACCUUUAAUGUCUUAGUAAAUAUUAUACAUAUAACACUUGAUUAUAGCGAAGCUCGCUAAUCAGACAUAAAUAAUACACAUGCUAACACUCCAAAGUUCCACUCAAGACUGCCGCAGGACUAAAACAUACGUCACAAUACAGCAUAGACAAUACGUCACGAAUCAGCAUAAAAAUAUGUCAUAGAGACAAUGGCGGGAAGAGCGUUCAAUAACUAUAAGAGUCAAGCGCGGGAAAAGCGUUCAACAACUAAUGAACAUAAUAUUCAGUCGCAACAAUUACUAAUGAACGCUCAUACUCGACAAGCGGAAUGAUAAAGGCUGUGGAUGUGCACCAAAAUUCUUAUCUCAGUGCUCCUUGAGUUUGCCAUCAGAAACUUUGAAGAUGAAGUUUACAAUGUACAUCCAUACCAGGUUUGAUAACAGGCUGUUCCACAUGACUUGCCUCUAUGCAAAGACUAAGGUAAAAAAAUAGUUGCUAAUUAAUGAACUGCUGUUCACUGAUGAUGCCACCUUAACAUCGUACAUGGUAGGUGGACUCCAGUAUUUAGUAGAUGACCUCUUCCAUGCCUGUAAGGAGAUUGAGCUGUCUAAAGAAACUAAAAGUCAUGUCUCAAGGAACACAGUCCACUCCAACAUAUAUAUUGAGAGAUAUAAUCUGGCAGCUGUUGAAAGACAUAGUUUGGAUCUCCAUUGAGAGGUGAAUAUGAUGGGUGCAAAAGCAGCAGUAGCUAUAAGCAGGUGUGCAACAAUUCUAAAGUAAUUAAAGGUGAAAAUGUAAGCUUCUAUAAGGCAUGUGUGCUCAAUACGUUCCUCUAUGGCACAGAAUUGUGGACCAGUCAUGAGAGGAAACUAAAUAGCUUCCACUUAAGAUGUCUAUUACAAAUUCUUUGAAUUUGAUGGCAGGACAAAGUUCCCUAACACAUGGGUCAUUGAAUGUGCCAUACUGUGCAGCAUCUUCUCCACUCUUAGGAGGAGGCCCCUUCAUUGGCAAGACCAUGUAAAGAGAUUGGAGAAAGACUGUAUUCCUAAGGACCUGCUGUACAGAGAAUCGGCAGAGGGUGCAAGACAUAUUGGAUGGCUGUUACUGUGCAAUAAAGGCAUAUGUAAAGAAACAAAAGGGAAACCAAAAUAAAAUUGGCAAAUAGGAGAGUAUCACUGAUCAUGGUUUGACAUGUCGAUUGGCAGUGUACAUGGUAAUUCAACAGGAACAGGAUGCAUGAAACAAAGACUUUGUAUCAAUAACAGCAAUGCGGAAAGCCAAAGAAAAACAGCAGUCAUGGUCCACUUUGCAAAGACGUACAGCAGCUACUGUUACUCCAAGACUAAUCUCAUAAUUCAUUCAAGUAUGUGCAAAAAAUACAGAAGCUGCACUAUCAUCUUAUGAAGGUGGAAGUAUGUCCAAAAAAUUACAAAGAAAAAUUAUAUAACUGAAAAAAAUUUAGUUUUAAUUUUCAUUAAUUCCUCACUUUGUAAACAUUUUUUAAAGGGUAGAAAUGUUUUACCCCAAACAGUUAUUGAUUUUCUAAAAUGUGUCUAACAGAAUAGAAAAUUAAGUUAAUCUGAUUUUAAGCAAUCCUUUAUCUCUUUCUUUAAGUUUCUAAAACACAAUAAUUAAAAAGCUGUGUUCUUUAAUAAAUUUAGUUUGGGGUAUACAGUCCUUUAAAAUUUAUUAUUUAAUAUAACAAGAAUCAAAUCUUUUAAAAAGUGUGAUUUUUUUCAAUGCAUUAUUAAAGUCCCAAAAAGAAUGGAUGUGAAAAUUUGAUUUACCAGUCAGUGAGGAAAAAUUAAAUGACAUUAUUUACCUUCAUAAAGGAAUUUAUUUAAUUUAUUAAAAAUGUAGGACAUAUUGAAUGUAAGUACUGGUAUUGUGAAAUCAGAACUUUAUUAAUCUUAAUAAUAUUCUCUUUACUUUCUUAACAGAUGAGAAAAAUGCUUUGAGAGGAUUAAAGGAUGAAAUUAGAUUACUAACCUCACAAUUAGGUAAUUUGAUUUAAAAUUCUAUUUAUGUUGGUAACUUUUGGCUCUCCUUAGAAUAAAUAUUUAGAAAACUUUUUUAAUAAAAUGUAUUUCAAUACUCGCUUCCGCGCAGCAAAUUAAGACUUUUAUCAGGAUUAAUCCAAGUUCGGUUCUUACAUUUUUAAAAAAAGAUUAUCUAUAUACAUUUAAAAAAUAUCAGUUGACAUACAGUUCAAUAGCUAUUAUGUAGUAAAACCAUGAUUUUAUUUUGUUUCCUCAAUUAGAAAAUGUAAGAAAAGAAUGUGACCUGAAGAGAAAGUCCUGUGAUGAUUUUGAAGCCAAGACCAAGAUUAUUGAAGCUGGUAAAUC
Molecule: messenger RNA, 10022 nt
Organism: Lymnaea stagnalis (great pond snail)
Lineage: Eukaryota; Metazoa; Mollusca; Gastropoda; Lymnaeidae
Source: the annotation of a GenBank genome assembly